Molecule: messenger RNA, 1361 nt
Organism: Periophthalmus magnuspinnatus
Lineage: Eukaryota; Metazoa; Chordata; Actinopteri; Gobiiformes; Gobiidae
Gene: lmo4la
Product: LIM domain only 4a
Exons: 5
Coding region: 247-753 (168 amino acids)
Source: RefSeq, a predicted model, not a curated record
GCUCUUAAACGCAGCACAGAGUGAGAUCAGAGGGAGGCAGAGGCGCAGUGUUUCUCUCUCUGAUAAAAGUGGGCGAGUGAUCAAAGCGGACACGUAAAUGGAAGACGAGAACAGAUCCGAGGGCAAAGACGCAGCGACACAAAACUUUGGGUUUCCUGGUGAGACACUUUUUUGGGUGUUUUCCGAGGAUAAAAGAAGCACGUGAACGCAACGUUUUAACAUCGUUCUCUCCUAUAAAAGGUUGCUAUGGUAAACAGCCGUGUGGAGAUGCCCACGGUGGCAAUGAUGGGCAGUGGCAGUGGGGCAGCCUGCAGGUCGUGUGCUGGAUGUGGAGGUCGCAUCUCGGACAGGUUCCUGCUCUUUUCGAUGGAGCGGUACUGGCACACGCGCUGUCUCAAGUGCUCCUGCUGCCAGGCCCAGCUGGGAGAGUACAGCAGCACCUGCUACAGCAAAGGAGGCAUGAUCCUCUGCAAGAAUGACUACAUCAGACUGUAUGGACACAGUGGAGCCUGCAGUGCUUGUGGACAAUCUAUUCCCGCCAGUGAGAUGGUGAUGAGAGCACAAGGCAACGUCUACCACCUUAAAUGCUUCACUUGUGCAACCUGUAGGAACCGCCUCGUCCCUGGAGACCGCUUUCACUACAUAAAUGGCACAAUAUUCUGUGAACACGACCGGCCUGGAGGAGGGAUAAUGACUGGACACUCGACUCCAAUUCAGCCAAACAACAUGAUGUCCGACCAGAAGGUCUGCUGAAGUUGUGGAUCAAAAACCAAAUGUGCCUUUAGCUCCUAUUUGAACCCGCACUGCCCUCUCUGGACACUGUUGUAAAUUUGUGCCCCUUCAAGAAAUAUCUAAAGACUGAGGUAAAUUAUGUCCGGGGGAACUUGAGAUGUGAAGGAUGAACUAUUGAUGCAGAAACUGAGUGUGAGUCCUUCUUCCAAAGGACUGGUGUUAAAAUGGCAAUAUACACUAUUGCUUAAAAUGGAUCUACAACACAACUCAAAAGACUGUUAUUUUCUGAGGUGGGUUUUGGUUCAAAUUUCAAACAACAUGUAUCAUAUAGUGUCAAUGUGAUGUUGUUUUCAUUUUGCAUGGGUCUGUGGUUAAUAUUUGUCAAAACUAGGGAUGCACGAUAAAUAUCCGAUAUACAAUAACCAGCCUAUGUUUUAUAUUGUGAUAACAGUAUUAUUGCAAUACUUAAUAAUACUUUUUUUGGACAAAAGUUCUGUUAAAUUAAAACAAAAAUGUACAAUUUACUAGUCAAAUGUGCAAUAAAAACUUGACAGAAGCUGAAAAAAGCCAAAACAAGGAUAGUUGGACUUAUAAAGGAAAAUCAUUAGUAAUUACUGUCAUAUGAAGAA